Messenger RNA from Protopolystoma xenopodis, 729 nucleotides. The record is from the annotation of a GenBank genome assembly. Lineage: Eukaryota; Metazoa; Platyhelminthes; Monogenea; Polystomatidea; Polystomatidae.
UUCGAUUAUUUGGAUAUAUGUCAUCUGACGGAGCCUUUACCAAGUUCUGGAAACACACUAAGCGAUGCUCUCAACGGCCUCCAUCACCGGGGUUUGACGGCCUCGGGUCUUUGUGUAGAAGAGACUGGAGGUCCAAGUGGCAGUGCUAUUGGUCUGUCAGCAACUGGGGUGGGUAGAACUCUGCGCUCUCUGCCUCUGGGUCCAGGCAGUGCCAGCGCCCAGACCCUUGUGACCUGUACCCCAGCUCCGGGGGUACAAGCUAGCCCCUGUCUGAGUGUGCGGGGUCGGUGGUUGCGAGGAGUGUCUAGCGGUGGUAGGCCCUUUGCGAGAGCCAGUCAUUGGGCAAAUCCACAAUUUACUCUGCGACUAUUGCCAGGGGGGCCAGAUCAUGGUGAUUCUGAAGGUCUGGCUGCUUGCGUAAUCAGUUUGAUGCAGACUGACCUGCGACGUCUGCGACAUCGAGCUCCUCGCCUGCUGAGCAUUGGAUUCCUUCAACAUGGAGCGAUUCCGCCGAUGUCACGCUCUUUUUUCGAGGCCAAUACUCAUGUUGCAAGCGUAGACUACUUUUUCGACUCCCGCGAAGUGGUCAAGCGGUUCCGUCUACCCCCUGCUGACUACCUACUCGUACCAUGUACAUACGCACCAGACCAGCCGGGAGAAUUUUUGCUAAGAGUGCUCUUUGAACACACGGAACGUACAUUAGAUUCGGUUAUUGCGCUGUUUGGCUGA